Messenger RNA from Electrophorus electricus (electric eel), 2355 nucleotides. RefSeq names its product terminal nucleotidyltransferase 5C (gene tent5c). Gene Ontology annotation, molecular function: RNA binding; poly(A) RNA polymerase activity. Gene Ontology annotation, biological process: mRNA stabilization. NCBI's taxonomy places the organism in Eukaryota, Metazoa, Chordata, Actinopteri, Gymnotiformes, Gymnotidae. The record is from RefSeq and is a predicted model, not a curated record.
GGCGCCGCGUUUCACCGCAGAAAACGACGCCGUUUCUCUCGGCGCCGCAGGGUGCGUUUGGGAAAUGUAGUGCCGCCUCCGGUUUAUAGGUUGUUGGGUUGUUUUUUUUUUUUUACCCAGUAGGCUCUUCGGCGUAUAAGAAGGCGCUGCAACCAGCCUGCACGGCACUGACAUUUUCCGCGAGUGCGCGGAUGGAGGUGCUGGUGCGAAGCCUUCAUUAAAGCUCUGCGCGUCGUCUUUUCCACUUUAGCGAGCACUUCCGAGCGUGGAUUCGCUGUCGCCACCAGCUUGUCUGAGGGAACCUCGAGGAUGGCAAACAUGGCUGAAACCUCAUCCAGCGGUGAGAGUGAGUCUUGCAGCGUUCUCACCUGGGACCAGGUGAGCCGUCUGAACGAGGUGCUGACGGAGGCGGUCCCCGUCCACGGCCGCGGCAACUUCCCCACGCUGGAGGUGCGUCUGAAGGACAUCGUGCGGCUGGUGCGCAACCGGCUGGAACAAAGGGGUAUCAAAGUCAAAGAUGUCCGUCUGAACGGCUCCACGGCCAGCCACGUGCUGGUGAAGGACGUUGGCUGGAGCUACAAAGAUCUGGACGUAAUUUUCAGGGUGGACCUCCCACAGGAAGUGCAGUUCCAGCUCAUCAAAGACGUGGUGCUGGGGACCCUGUUGGACUUCCUGCCGGAAGGGGUGAACAAGGAAAAGAUUGGCGCCGUGACCCUGAAGGAGGCAUACGUGCAAAAGCUGGUGAAGGUGUACACGGAGCAGGACCGCUGGUCCCUCAUCUCGCUGUCCAACAACGACGGCCGCAACGUGGAGCUCAAGUUUGUCGACUCCAUCCGCAGGCAGUUCGAGUUCAGCGUGGACUCCUUCCAGAUCAUUCUGGACUCGCUGCUCUCCUAUUACGACUUCUCGGAGAACCCCAUGUCCCGGCUCUUCCACCCCACCGUGGUGGGCGAGAGCGUGUACGGUGACUUCGCCGCCGCGCUCCACCACCUCAGGAACAAGCUGAUCGCCACCACGCGACCAGAGGAGAUCCGCGGCGGCGGCCUGCUCAAAUACUGCAAUCUGUUGGUCCGGGACUUCCGGCCCACGGACCAGGACGAGUUCAAGGCCCUGGAACGCUACAUGUGCUCGCGCUUCUUCAUCGACUUCCCGGACAUCGUGGAGCAGCAGCGGAAGCUGGACGCCUACCUGCAGAGCCACUUCGUGGGCGAAGAGAGGAGCAAGUACGACUACCUCAUGAUUCUCCGCCGCGUGGUCAACGAGAGUACGGUGUGCCUGAUGGGACAUGAGAGGCGUCAGACGCUCAACCUGAUCUCGCUCACGGCCUUCCGCGUGCUGGCAGAGCAGAAUGCCAUACCGGAUGCCUCCAGCGUCACCUGCUACUAUCAGCCGGCACCGUACGUCAGAGACCUGAACUUCAGCAACUACUAUGUGGCCUCCUGUAACCAAUCCAUUCCAACAUGGCUGCCGUGUAACUAAGGAGCUCUAUAGAAGACGACGUGUCGGCGGGGGGGGUGUCAGUCAUUUGGUACUAAAUGGUGUUCGUCCUUUUGGCAUAAAGGAUCUCUUUAAAAGGACAAGCGUUUGUUUUUUUGGGUUUUUUUGGGGGGGGGGGUUGUUUUGUCUUUCUUUUUUUUUUAUAUAUAUAUUGUUUGUUUUGUUUUGUUUUUCCCCUUUUUGGGACUUGGUUUAAUUAUCUGCCGAAGCGUCGAGACCUUUGGAUCCAAAGUGAUAUUUUUAGCGCUUGGGUUGUAUCAAAAAUAUAGAGAAAUUUUGCCCUUUAAAUUUGUUUCUCGGAUUAAUUUUGCCUUUGUGUCCCUAAUCUGAGUAAUGAAUUUCUUUCUUUUUUUUUCUUUUUUUUUUGCAAACUGAAACUUGUGCCUUAAUGCCUCUGUUUCUGGGUCUUUCUUUAGGGGUUGAUGAGUCCAAGAGACAACGUUGCCACUCUGAUAAAAAUAUUAAAAUGUAGGGGGGGAAAAAAAAGAAGAAAAAAGUUUGUUAUACAUAAACAGCAAAAAAAAAAGUUCAAAAUAUUUAAGAUUUGGGGGCAAAAACAAGAACAGCCUUAAGCAGCAAGUUCCAAUGAGCUAGAACUGUUUUUCUUUUUUGUUGUUUUAACCCAGUGGUGAGCUGCUAAUAUUUGUAAAUCUUCAGAUUAACGUUUGUGAACGAGUCCUGUUGGUCCGUCAGAAAGCAGCGUUGGUGUGGGCUACCGGGAAGCUGCACGUUUCUGUUGCCACAGCGAGCGCGCGGGAGAGUUGCGAUCUGCGUCCUCCGAUGUGUUUGCGGGAAUGCGAGGCAUUGUGACGUGAGAUGAACUCCAGAGGUGUCUCUGUUUUGCGCAGUAGGACGACC